AUGGCAUGUAAAAAUGAUUCCGAAGGUAUAACAGACGUCGUAAACAUUGCCAAAAGAUGGAAUGAUCACAGUAAGAUUCCAAAACAACAAAAUAAAUGCGAAGGUCAAGGAAGGAGCAAAAUGACCAAGGGUCAUAUAUGGAAUAAAUGGGAUAACGAAUGGCAGCAAAAUAAAUCAAAAAGGUUGGACAUUAAAAGUGAGCAAAAGGAUGAUGAAAGAUGGAAAAGAAAUGGAAAAGGAUUAAAAUUUGAAAAUCAAACUAAUAUUGAAAGUUCAAUGGUUCGAAAUCAAGAAUUUAAAAACAACAAAGGAGUGGAAAAGAUUGAAUGGACCGAGAAUUUCCAAAUCCCGGGAUUAAUGAUAAAUAUCGAAAGGAAAUGCACAUUGACACUAUCAUCCAUACAAAUAUUAUCAGAUAUUUUUGAAGAAUAUCAUACUCAUUGCUGUAAUGCUUUUCAUAUAUCUCCCAAUGAUACAGCAAUAGAAACAUUAGAGCAAUAUGCUGCUAUAACAUAUGCUAUCAUCAGAUUACUCUUCCGUAUUGGCUAUAAUCCUGAAAGAAUAGCAGUUUCCGGACUUGAUACAUUGAUAAUAUUAGCUGCUAAAGAUGCGAUGAAACUUGAAAAUGCGUGUUUUGCAUGGAAAUUUAUCGCAUCUUUAAUAAAAGACGAUGAUAAUCCGGCAAUCGUUCGAACAAAUCAAUGCAAUCCUAUUGAAAUUAGAUAUUAA
Molecule: messenger RNA, 729 nt
Organism: Loa loa (African eye worm)
Lineage: Eukaryota; Metazoa; Nematoda; Chromadorea; Rhabditida; Onchocercidae
Exons: 1
Coding region: 1-729 (242 amino acids)
Source: RefSeq, a predicted model, not a curated record